This is a messenger RNA of Vigna radiata var. radiata (mung bean), 2200 nucleotides long. Its product is annotated as squamosa promoter-binding-like protein 3. Gene Ontology annotation, molecular function: DNA binding. Lineage: Eukaryota; Viridiplantae; Streptophyta; Magnoliopsida; Fabales; Fabaceae. Gene Ontology annotation, cellular component: nucleus. The coding region runs from base 1370 to 1942 and encodes 190 amino acids. The transcript has 2 exons. The record is from RefSeq and is a predicted model, not a curated record.
GUGCUGGGUCAUGUCAGUACCAUGAUUGUUGUGGCCAAAGGCGUGUACUAUUGAAACAUGCAUGCGUCAAGAUUACCAGCUAAGGUGGAAAUGCCAUCCUCCCAACUUUGUGACAUCAUUUGAAGUAUAAAAAAAGAGUUUAUGAUAUCAUUUUAUGCCAGAGUGGUUGUGGAAGUACUGUUUUCGUAUUUCCAAGCACUAAAUAUUUUAACCGUUUAAGCAGAUAUGCAUCAUUAGAUCUAUUUUUUUUGACUCAUUUGCUUAUAACUAAACACAAGUGAAAGAUGUUUCUGAUGUGAAAAUCUAAAAAUUAUUCAAAGCAGAAUCUGCACUUAAUUUGAUCCAUGGUGAAAUUAAACGUACCCAUAUUUUCUUGAGAAGUUACAGAGGUGAUUUUCUUGUUGAUGUUCCCUAGACCUUUCACUUCCAGGAAAAAUAUGAUAUGUUUCUUUCAACUUUCUACCGUUUCCCACUGCCAUGAGUACUUCACAAGCUUUUGAUUUAAAAUCCAGUUCACAAGUACAUCUGUCACUGUGCAUCUCAAUAAAAUAUUUUAGUCAUGCAAGUAACAGAGAAAACAGACCUAUAUACCUAAACCCUAUGUUUAAGUAUGUUACUCCUAGUAAUUUCCAUAUUGGGAGUGAACCAUAAGAACUAAUUUCCUAUGCUGGAUUAGUUGGGAAUUGUGGUGCAAUUAGAAUGGACUACUUGAUUUCUGUUUACAAUAAUCUAAUUCAGAAAAUUCUCUUCAUAACAUGCCUCCAGUGCCUAAGUCCAAAUUAGCCCUGCUGGUACUGUCAUUAUGAUUCUGUUUUAAUCAUGCAGAUUUUUGCAUGAAGUGAUUAGUAAUAACAUAUAUAUGUAUAUAUAUCCUUCUGUAAAUACAGGAGAUGAAGGCUUGGGAUGGCUGUGCAUGUGAUAUGGGUCCUUCACCUGCGUAUCAGAAAUCACAUCAAUAAACAAAGGGAAAAUCCUUCUCUUCUAAAUUGUAACUCCUUGAGCACCAUUAGAUAAGCAUUUACCACAAAGGAACCUAAAUUGACAGCACUGUCACUUUCAACACAUCAUUCAUGCAAAAUCAAUCCCCACUUCCCACUUAUUACAACAAGUGAUAUUUAAACUUUGCUUUAUUUGCUUAUCAUUACAGACAAAACAAACCACAUCCCCAUGCAUUACUUCCCCCCACCCUAUGCUAACAAAGCAAACAACCAACAAAAUUGAGUUUGUGGUCCACACCCUUCCCUCUUCUUUUUCUACCUUUUUUGGCUCCAUAUAAACUCUCAUUCCCUCACAAUGCUCCCAGAGACAAGCUCUAACCGUUUUCUUGCCCCCAGCAUCUUCUUCUUCUUCAUACUUGUCAGAAUUCAAAAUGGAGAUCAAGAGUACAGACAGGAGGCAAGUGUCAAUUGAGAAGGUGAGGAGAGACAAUCCGAUUGAAGUAGAAGAUGAGGAAGAGGAGGAGGAUGAAAGUGUGGCUGGCGGUGAGGGCUGUCUUGCAGAAGAUGAGAGGAAGAAGGGUGGUGCAGGUGGUGGGAGAAGAGGCUCUACUGGAGGUGGAGUUUCUCCACCUUCUUGUCAAGCAGAGAUGUGUGGUGCUGAUUUGACUGUUGCAAAGAGGUACCAUCGCCGCCAUAAGGUGUGUGAGCUUCAUUCCAAGGCACCUUUUGUGAUGGUUGCAGGAAUGAGGCAGAGGUUUUGCCAGCAAUGUAGCAGGUUCCAUGAGCUGGCAGAGUUUGACGAAGCAAAAAGAAGCUGCCGGAGACGCUUGGCCAGACACAAUGAACGGCGCCGGAAGAGCAAUGCUGAGACUUGUAAUGAAGGAUGCAGCAGCAGCAAAGGACAGCACCCUACAGAAAGCCUCUGCAGAAAUGCUGAUGACUGGGGAAGAAUUCAGAUGAACAUGGCAAGGAAUUCUGGUUACAGGUCCUUCCACUUCAGAUGAAUUCAAUGUGUUCAUCAGCAUGCUCCCUCUCUUCUGUCAACGGAUCUUUACAAUAUGCCAAGGCAUAUAAUAAAGUCCACUUUUUAUGUUUUACGAGAAUAAGCAUCUAAACCAGAAUUAAAAACUCCCAACACUUAAAGGUGGUGUCAUAUGUAAACUACGUCAUGGUGCUGAAGCUCUAUAUUUUAUUAUUUACUUACCAAGUUUCUUAUGUUUCUGUGUGCCUUAAUACCACCUUUAAAAUGAUGUAUUUCCCCA